AUGCACUUUCUCAGCGCCGUCGCCUGCCUUUUCGUGGCACUUGCUUGCGCACUGCCAUCCCACCAAGGAGCGUUGAACCUUUCUUUGCCCUCGCAGUCUUCCCCUGCUUCAUCCGCACCAGCAGGAGGCCGAGAUGGAAUCCCACCCCAGACCGACGUGGGAACAAUGGUCAACGUCACGACCGACAACAACAGCACCGCCGUGGUCUCGCCCACCUCCAACCACAAGGCCCUCCAAUGCGAACCUGACCCUUGCAUCGAGGCGUGCCGCCUGGCGUUCAAUAUCAUCACCCUCGGGCUCAGUUGUUGUAAGCUUUUGUGUUCUCGGCCCCCCCACCUCUCAUCCUCCUCCUUUUUGCCUUGUUCGCAUUGA
Molecule: messenger RNA, 372 nt
Organism: Pyricularia pennisetigena
Lineage: Eukaryota; Fungi; Ascomycota; Sordariomycetes; Magnaporthales; Pyriculariaceae
Exons: 1
Coding region: 1-372 (123 amino acids)
Source: RefSeq, a predicted model, not a curated record